Mugil cephalus (flathead mullet) is the source of this 6961-nucleotide messenger RNA. RefSeq names its product titin-like. NCBI's taxonomy places the organism in Eukaryota, Metazoa, Chordata, Actinopteri, Mugiliformes, Mugilidae. Gene Ontology annotation, molecular function: protein binding. The record is from RefSeq and is a predicted model, not a curated record. The coding region runs from base 115 to 6537 and encodes 2140 amino acids. The transcript is spliced from 4 exons.
GCAGAGCUGCAUGUCUGCUCUAGACUUUAGAGAGACCACAGCGUUGACUUACGGAGCAAGCUGCAUUUUGAGUUCACACUCAUUUCUCAUAUAUUAUUUCAAGGAAGAGACAGGAUGGAAAACGGCAAUAAUGAAAUGGGAAUGAAAACAGGGGAUAAUGCUCACACUCUAAAUAUAAAUGUGACACAGGACACUGAUGCAGAGCUCAGAGCAGAGAUUUCCCAGUCAUCCCGCUCGCUCAUUGUCCAAGGAGAACCAGAAAAUGUCGAACCCAACCCUCGGACCCAACCUGCGCCCACAGACAAUGAAAAUGCUAUAAAGCCAAAUCUCCAGAUAACUUUUAACACAUUCACUGUCAAAAAUGGUGAAGAACUCAAAGUAGAGAUCCCAGUGGCUGGGCGCCCAGCCCCAAAGAUUGAAUGGAAAAAAGAUGGUCAAGCAGUUAAAGAGACAUCAAGGCUAAUGGUUUUAACUACAGCCUCAUUAACAGUCCUUCAUAUCAGACACGCUGCCAGGGAGCACUCCGGUCAAUACUCAAUCAUAGCUAGCAACAGUGCUGGUCAAUACACAGGAGAAAUCACUGUUGUUGCUCUUGAAAAACCGGACCCACCCACAGGGCCCGUGAGGAUUGAUGAGGUCAGUUCUGACUACGCAAUCCUCUCUUGGGAGCCACCUGAAUACACAGGAGGCUGUCAGCUCGACAACUAUGUGGUGGAGAAACGGGAAACUACAAACACAGAAUGGCAAACCGUGUCGGCAACAACAGUAAGAACAACAAUCAAAGCUACCAAGCUGAAGACAGGAAGCGAAUAUCAAUUCAGAGUGUUUGCAGAAAAUAGGUAUGGAAAAAGUACAGCAAUCACCUCUCCUAUUGUAACAGCACAGUUUCCAUUUACUGUGCCGGCUGCUCCUGGCACCCCGGUUGUGUCCACUGUGACAAAGUACAGCAUGGUAGUUGAGUGGGAGCCUCCAGUCAGGGAUGGAGGGAGCCCCAUCACUGGCUAUCAUCUUGAACGUAAAGAGAAGAACAGCAUUUUGUGGACCAAGCUAAACAAGUUUGCUAUAACUGACGCUCGCUUCAAAACAAGUGGACUAGAGGAAGGCAUUGAGUACGAAUUCAGAGCUUUUGCUGAAAAUAUCGCUGGACUCAGCCCACCUAGCAAGAUAUCUGAAUGCUAUGUAGCAAGAGACCCCUGUGAUCCACCUGGUAAGCCUGAGGCCGUUGUCAUUACUAGAGAAAACAUCACACUUCAGUGGGAAAAACCCAAGUAUGAUGGUGGAAGCACCAUUACAGGGUAUGUUGUUGAAAAGAAGGAGCUUCCAGGUGGCAGAUGGAUGAAGGCAAACUUUACGAAUGUUAUAGAGAAUGUUUUCACGGUCACGGGUCUGACUGGAGGAGAAAGUUAUGAAUUUAGAGUAACUGCUAAGAAUGGUGCUGGUGUUUGGAGCACACCUUCAGAAAGUGUAACCAUCAUUGCUCAGGAUGUUAUUGAGGGGCCCACCGCAGUCAUUGAUCAAAAGUUCAAGAGUACUAUUGUUGUUCAGGCUGGAGAGACAUUUGUUAUUGAUGCUGAUUACUUUGGGAAACCCCUGCCUGAGGUUACAUGGCUGAAAGAUGGUAGAGAAAUUGACAAAGUUACACCGAGGACGGAGCUCAAAAAUACCCUCACUCAUACAACUCUGACUGUCAGAGACUGUACACGAGUGGAUGGGGGGCGCUUUGUUUUAAGCCUCAGUAACACUGGUGGAACGACAUCGGUUCCAGUUAAUGUGAAGGUCCUGGAUAGACCCGGUCCUCCAGAUGGAGAACUCAAAGUGAAAGUUGUCAGCGCAGAAAAGUGCAACCUUCACUGGAACCCGCCUGUAAAUGACGGAGGCGCCAGCGUUACCCACUUCAUCAUUGAAAAAAGGGAGACCAGUCGUGUAACAUGGACAGGUGUGGACCCUCACGUUGAAGCCGUCAGUUACAAAGUGACGAAACUGGUUCCUGGCAAAGAAUAUAUAUUCAGGGUUGCUGCCGUGAAUAAAUUUGGCGUUGGUGAAUUUCUGGAAUCAGAGCCCUUUGUUGCACAAAAUCCUUUCACAACACCUAGUGCACCUUCUACCCCUGUAGUCAGCGCUGUGACAGGUGACUCUUUAGUGCUAACAUGGGAAAGGCCUGAGACAGAUGGAGGCUCAGAGAUCGAUGGCUUCAUCGUGGAGAAACGUGACAAAGAGGGUGUCAGAUGGACUAAGUGCAACAAGAGAAGACUGAACGACUUACGUUUCCGAUGCACAGGUCUCGCAGAAGGACAUUACUAUCAGUUUAGAGUACUUGCAGAAAAUGCAGCUGGUGUGGGUGCACCCAGUGAGCCAAGCGAGUAUAUAAAAGUAUGUGAAGCUACUUACCCACCUGGUCCACCUACAAACCCCAAAGUGACAGACUAUUCCAGCAACACUGUGUCUCUGACUUGGUCAAAGCCUAUCUAUGAUGGCGGAGCAGCCAUCAGUGGAUUUGUAGUUGAGAUGAAAGAAGCAGCAGAAGAUGAAUGGAUCACAUGCACACCAAGCACAUGUGUAGAGGACACAAACUACACUGUGACGGGGCUCAAAACAAAUGCAUUGUACAAUUUUCGCAUACGUGCAAUGAAUGCUGCUGGAGUUGGAGAGCAAGUGGAUCUACCUGGGUGUGUGGUAGCAGCUGAAAAAUUAGAGGCACCAGAGAUUGAACUGGACAGUGCCUUAAGGAAGAUGGUCAGUGUUCGAGCCUGUUCCACUUUACGUCUCUUUGUUACCAUCAGAGGGAGGCCAGAGCCUGAAGUUAAAUGGUUGAAGGAAGGCGGCACUCUCAGUGAGCGUGCUCAAAUUGAGGUAACAAACUCCUACACUGUGUUACUAAUUGAAAACGUCAAUAGAAAUGACACCGGAAAGUAUGUGUUGACUGCUGAGAACUGCUGUGGCUCCAAAUCAGCAUUCAUCAACGUCAGAAUAAUGGACUCUCCCAGUGCACCCACAAACCUAGUUGUAAAAGAUGUAAAGAGAGACUCUGUGUCCAUCUCCUGGGAGGCACCCUUCAUUGACGGAGGAGCAAAGAUUUCACACUACAUUGUAGAAAAGCGAGAGGAAGCCAGGAAGGCAUUCACAAGCGUCUGUAGCAACUGCGUGAGGAAUUCAUACAAGAUUGACAAUCUCCAGGAAGGAUGUUUCUAUUAUUUCCGUGUUCUGGCUGUGAAUGAGUUUGGCACUGGACUCCCAGCAGAGACCAUUGAGCCUGUUAAAGUGUCUGAGGCUCCUCUGCCUCCUGGCAAAUUCACACUCGCCGAUGUAACUUGCAAUAGCGCAAGACUCUCUUGGGAGAAGCCUGAUCAUGAUGGAGGGAGCAAAAUCACAUGUUACAUUGUAGAAAUGCAGUUAAAAGGAGAUGAGUCAUGGACAGCGUGUUCAGAGAGUAAAGCACUAGAAGUGACUAUUAACGGGCUGACAAAAGGAAAAGAGUAUUUCUUUAGAGUGAGUGCUGUGAAUGAAAGGGGAAAAAGUGAACCAAAGCCCCUUUUGACACCUGUUAUAGUGAAGGACACGAGUGCAGAGCCCAUUAUUAAUCUGCUGUCCAACACAUUCAGCGUGAAGGCAGGGAAUGAUUUGAAGAUUGAUGUUCCAUUCACGGGUGUGCCAUCACCAACAGUAGCCUGGAAAAAAGAUGGAAACUUGCUGAAAGAAACAAGCAGAGUGAAUGUGCAGACAUCCGACACGUCGUCUCAAAUGAUUAUCAAAGACGCAACCAAGAUAGAUGUUGGUGUGUAUGAGGUGACCCUGACCAAUGUUGUUGGAACAACAUCUGCUGAGAUCUCUGUUAAUGUUUUUGAAAGACCUGGACCCCCGGAUGAUCUCAGUGUGAAUGAUGUGAGCGCCGACUUUGUGUCUUUGUCAUGGCAGCCCCCACAUUACACCGGCGGAUGUCAAAUCACUAAUUACGUAGUUGAGAAAAGAGACACAGGCAGCACAAUAUGGCAGACUGUGUCAGCUACAGUUGCAAGGACAUCAAUCAAGAUUUCCCGUCUGACACAGGGCACUGAGUAUCAGUUUCGUGUUGCUGCAGAGAAUCGCUAUGGAAAGAGUCACUUUGUUGAGACAGCACCUGUUGUUGCACAGUAUCCCUUCAAGCCACCUGGCCCUCCAAACAACCUCCACGUUGUGCAGGCCUCAAAGUCUUUAAUGGUCAUUGCUUGGAGCAAACCAGACAGUGAUGGUGGAAGCCCUGUUAUUGGUUAUAAUAUUGAAUGCAAAGAUCAAAGUAGUAUCCUGUGGACCAAGUUAAACAGAAGCCCAGUGACUGAGAGCCAAUACAAAAUAACAAGUGUUGUAGAGGGUCUGAUAUAUGAGUUCCGGGUCUGUGCAGAGAAUAUAGCAGGUGUUGGACCCUGCAGUAAGGCAUCUGAACCUGUAGCAGCGAGAGACCAGUGUGAUCCCCCAAGUAACCUCACAGUCACCAAUAUAACCAACGCUUCAGUUUCACUCUCAUGGGAAAGACCAGAAUAUGAUGGUGGGGCUAAAAUAACUGGUUACAUCGUUGAGCGCAAAGAUCUGCCAGAUAGUUGCUGGCUUAAGUGUAACUUCACAAAUUUACUGGACACCUUCUUGGAAGUGACUGGCCUCACGGAGGGUGAACAGUAUGAUUUUCGUGUUAUUGCAAAGAAUGCAGCUGAGCUCUUCAGUGCGCCCUCUGAAACCACCGGACCUGUUACAGUACAGCAUGAUGUGGAGCCACCCAAAAUUACCAUGGAUGACAAAUUUAGACAGGUGGUGGUUGUCAAAGCAGGAGACCUCCUAAGAAUAGACGCUGACAUCUCUGGCCGUCCUAACCCAACAGUGUUUUGGUUAAAGAAUGGCAGAAAUAUUGGCACCAAGGGAAGGGUUGAAAUAACUGCAACAAAGACACAUACCUCUCUACUAAUCAGAGAAAGUGUCAGGAAAGACUCUGGACAGUAUACUCUGACCUUGCAGAAUACAGGUGGUACAACAUCUAAAGCUGUCAACUGUAAAGUGUUGGACAGGCCAGGUUCGCCUGCCGGACCCCUGGAAGUGUCUGGACUGUCAGCAGAAAAAUGCACCCUCUCAUGGGGACCCCCUCAUGAGACUGGUGGAGCAGAGAUCAUGUACUAUAUUGUUGAGAAGUGUGAAACCAGUCGUGUUGCCUGGACUCUUGUGUAUGGUGACAUGAUGGCAACUACUUGCAAAAUAACCAAGCUGCUCAAAGGAAAUGAAUACCUGUUUAGGGUGAGGGCAGUGAACAAAUAUGGGGAGGGUGAGACACUGGAAAGUGAGCCAGUCAGAGCCAUGGAUCCAUUUACCAUACCAUCCGCUCCAAUGGAUGUUGAAGUCACCAGUGCAACCUCUGAAGCUAUGACAGUCUGCUGGAAGAGGCCCGUCUCUGAUGGGGGUAGCCGCAUUAGUGGUUACAUCGUAGAGAAAAGGGAAAAACAGGGCGUUCGCUGGGUGAGGGUCAAUAAGAAACCAGUUUAUGACCUACGAGUCAAAGCAUCUUGCCUACACGAGGGAUGUGAGUAUGAAUUCAGAGUCUUUGCGGAGAAUGCUGCUGGACUAAGUGAGCCCAGUCUCCCAUGUCCACUAACCCUAGCAGAGGAUCCAAAGUUUCUCCCUUCUCCUCCAGCAAAGCCCACCAUAGUUGAUUCAUCCAAGUCCUCCAUUACUCUGUCAUGGAACAAGCCAAUGUUUGAUGGUGGAGCAGCCAUUACGGGGUACAAAGUUGAAUUCAGAAAGCCUUCUGAUGAAGAAUGGGCUGUUGGUGUCCAUAAUACAGAUAAGACAGAGUUUACAGUAACUGGCCUCAUGGUGGGGACAGAGUAUGUUUUUACUGUCAGAUCCAUAAAUAAGAUUGGCAUCAGCGAGCCCAGUCCUGAAACAGAUCCUGAAGUAGCCAUGGAGAGAGAGGAGACGCCCAAGUUUGAUGUAAGCCCUGAGAUGAGGAAGACCCUACUUGUUAAAGAUGGCAGCUCUUUCACUUUGACAGUGCCUUUCACUGGUAAACCUGUUCCCAGUGUGUCGUGGGACAAAGCACAUGUAGAUCUGAGAAUCAGAGGACUGAUCAACACCACCAGCUCCGUCACAUCUAUCACAGUGGAGCGAGCAACACGUGAUGAUUCUGGCAAAUACACAGUCAAACUGCAAAACGUUGCUGGAUCUGCCUCUUUGACCCUGAAUGUGAGGGUUCUGGAUUCACCUGGUCCACCAAGUCAUAUAACUGUAAAAGAUGUGACCAAGAACUCAGCCACUGUGACCUGGGAUAUUCCUGAGAAUGAGGGAGGGGCCUCUGUGAAGCACUACCUUGUAGACAUCCGGGACAUUAGCAGAAAGGGGUGGACAAGACUUACUGACAAAUGUCGCAGACUGUCCUAUAAAGUGUCUGACCUGGAGGAAGGAGGAAUCUACUUCUUCAGAGUCACAGGUGAAAACGAAUACGGCAUUGGGGUUCCAGCUGAGACCAAGGAGGGAACAAAAAUGACAGAUUCGACAGACUGGGAGACGAACCCGGGAGCUUAACUUCGCUACUCAUCACAAGAUUUUCAUCUAUUUCUGAUUUACAGCACAUUCAGUUUUGUUUUGAGUACUUUGAUUUAGUUCUAAAAAUUUUGUUGAUUGAUUUCAAAUACAUAUUUGAUCAGUUACAUAUAAUGCUCUUUGAUUUAAUAUAUAAGCUUAGGAUGCACUUUUUUUUAGGUAUGCUAUAAUUGUUUAUUUUUUACAUUUAACAUCCUGGUUAAUUUAUGAGCAUAAUGAAUGUCAGAUGUGAUUUAUAGAAGAUAAUGCAUCGUUUAUUUCAUAGCUGUCUGUGGUAAAACUAAAUUUAAAAAAAAAUCAACACCAGAUUGUAUACAAACAAAAUACAACAGCUCUGUAGAGAAAAAGCUGUGUAACAAAUGCAUAAAUAACAAUAUGCAUUAUUAAAGCCAUUUAAUCAACUGAA